AACAAACAGAGCGCAUGAAAGUUAUGUGCAGCUGUAACGCAGCGUAACUUAUUGGUUACUAUAAUACCGAAAAUGGUAUAUUUCGUGUAGUUCAUAUAAUACAAAUUUCGAAUGGCGUUCAAUUAUGCAAAUUUGGCUGAUAAUAUGUUACCAGUUUUUGGGAGUAUGCCAAGCGGCGUCGGCUUGCCAAAUCAUCCGAAUUUUAUUAAUCAAUUGGCGGCUGCUAUUAAUACCGCCACGGUGGGCGUUCCCACGCCUACGGCAACAAACAGCAGCAGCGCAUCGGCGCAGACAACCACUCCGCUCAAAACAGUAGCCAGCAAGUUAAAGACACACAAUGCGCAGGGCAGCGCUCCAAUGGAUUUGGAAAAUGAUAACGAGCUAGAAAACUCAGAUACCAUGGCGCCUGGCAAACCAGCGGAUAAACUACCUGGCACAACUCUGUCCCUCCCCGACGCCCAGCAACUCUAUUUAAAUGGUCUGAUGCACACGCCACCGGGAUAUUUGUACUUUCCUACCGCACAGACCGCAGCCGGCGCUACAGGUGGCAACACACCUUCCUCAGCAAAUGCAUCUAAUGCUAAUGCGCAAAUGCUGUUGGAUCCCUCCGCGAUGAUGGCUGCAAUGCAACAGAUGCAGCAUAACUAUGCAGCGGCGGGCUAUGUGGCCGCAGCGACAGUUGCUGGCAUGCCAACUGAUGGGUCGGGAUCGGGUAUAGAUGGCACUUUAGCAGCUGACGGCACAGCCACUGCAUCUGGUCUGAAGGACGUCAUUAAAACCAAGAAUUGCAUAUUAUUCCCACCCAAUCCGAAUGCACCGCCGCCCACUAUACGCGAACGUCCGCCCGGCUGUCGAACUGUGUUUGUGGGCGGCCUGCCAGAGAACAUAACGGAAGACGUUAUUCGUGAGAUAUUUGAAUCGUGUGGCGAAAUCACCACGCUACGCAUGUCGAAGAAGAACUUUUGCCAUAUACGCUACCGGCAUGAGUCAGCCAUAGAUCGUGCCAUUUAUUUGUCCGGCUACCGUUUACGCAUCUCUAGCUUAAAUGAGCCUCCCAAUUUUGGACGCCUGCACGUGGACUAUGCUCAGGCACGAGACGAUCAAUACGACUACGAAUGUAAGCAGCGUCAGCUACAGCGGGAACAACGUCAUCGGGAGCGCAUGUCGCUGGAUCGCAUGCGUUCGCAAUCGCCACCACCAAUUCCGCAUUAUACGGAUCAUGAGGCCACCGCUGUGGCGGAGCAUCUGCGAAAUAACGAGACGUUUGUGAAGGCCAUACAAACGAUUACCGCCUGGCUGGAACGUGGCGACUGCACCAAGCGCAAUGCGAACGUCUUUUACUCAAUGAUUCAGAGCACGCAUGCUCAUGUGAGGCGCCUGCAUACCGAUAAGCAGCAGCUGGAGGAGGAUCUGCGGAAGGCGCGCGAAUGCUAUCGCAAGCAAAUGGGCACCAUGUCCACACAAUUCACUCAGAUUGAAAAAGUGUUCAAUGCCGCUAGUCACAAGAAGGUUUGGGACCAUUUCACCAAAGCCCAAAGAAAAAACAUCGACCAAUGGAAGAAAUUAGCGACGGAACUGCGCACGGUCCAAAUCGACGAUGAUGAAAUGGAAAUCUCAGAUGAUGAGCGCGACUAUGAGAGGCGCAGCAAACGCACCCGCUACGACAGCGAUGGACUCAAGGAUGAGAACGACUCGCUCCGCUGUCAAUUGGAGGCCAUACGCAAUGAGAUGUCGGUAGACCGCAGCGACUGUGUGCAGCGGGAGAAGCAAAUCAAGGUGCUGCAAGAGACCAUACGCAACAUGCAGACGCAGCUGUUGCAGACGAAGCUGCGCGAGCAGAAGGACUGCAAAACCAUCGAGCACCUCGAACGGAAUCUCAAGGAAGCGGGCGUCAAACAGCUGCUGCUCAAGACCAAAAUCAAGGAGACUGCGGAUAAGCUAAAAGACAAGGAAGCCUACAGCACCAGCGUUUCAAAUGCUUCCAAUGUCGAUUACAGCAGCGGCGACUCGUGCAGCAGAAAUGCGGAUGAUCUCAGGCCGACGGAAAAGAAGGACACAGCGCUGGAGCUAGAAAUAAUUGAUAUUGAUAAAGUGGACGACGAUGUGCGCAUUAUUGAGCAUCAAAGCGGCGUGGUCGAAAUUCAUGAAAUCGAGGACGAUGAGAAAUCGGAACCAGCUCCAGAGCCAAAUAAAGUUGUUGAUGAAGCCAAACAAUUGCCCAUAGCCGAUCCAUGCCCUAAUUCUAACAACGUGGAAACAGUCGUGCAAACAGCUGCACCAUUGCCCACACAAAAGAGCAACUUCAUGUCGCUGGCGCUUGGUGAAGCCAAGAUAAUAGCGUUGACUUCCGCAUAUCUGGUGCUGCAUCCCCAUGGCGUCGACAUUGCCAGCAUUGCCAGCUAUCUGCGUGGAAUGCUCCUUAAGUCGCUGGAGCUGAAGAGCACCGAUGAACUUGCGACUAUACUCACAAAAUAUACAAAUCUCUUUAAGUCUGAGCAGUCAAAGUGGAGUUUCUGUGGUUUUACCGACGACGAACCUUUGGAUGCAAAUGCAAUUGAGGCGCAAUAAACCACAGGCGUUAACAAAACCGAAAACAAUUUAAUGCUUUAACUAAGUUACGACUAUUCUAUGCCUAUUGCUAAGGGUGGAGCGCCAAGUGACAUGUUAACCAAAAAUGUGAUUGUUGCAAUCACAUAAAUGAGACCAGUUUUCUAAGAGUAGGAACUUCUAUUUAACUUAAGAUACACAGAUAAAACAAUUAAAACAACAACAACAAAGAA
Messenger RNA from Drosophila montana, 2780 nucleotides. RefSeq names its product ecto-NOX disulfide-thiol exchanger 1. The coding region runs from base 112 to 2568 and encodes 818 amino acids. Gene Ontology annotation, cellular component: plasma membrane; external side of plasma membrane. Gene Ontology annotation, molecular function: RNA binding; oxidoreductase activity. Gene Ontology annotation, biological process: ultradian rhythm. The record is from RefSeq and is a predicted model, not a curated record. Lineage: Eukaryota; Metazoa; Arthropoda; Insecta; Diptera; Drosophilidae. The transcript is spliced from 7 exons.